This is a messenger RNA of Zonotrichia leucophrys gambelii, 426 nucleotides long. Its product is annotated as acidic proline-rich protein PRP25-like. The transcript is spliced from 2 exons. NCBI's taxonomy places the organism in Eukaryota, Metazoa, Chordata, Aves, Passeriformes, Passerellidae. The coding region runs from base 1 to 426 and encodes 141 amino acids. The record is from RefSeq and is a predicted model, not a curated record.
AUGCCAAACCCGGGACAACCGCCCGAGCCCCGAGCGGCUGCACGGGGCGGGAGGGUAACGGCGAAGUUCCAGCGCCGCGGGCCGCGCUCCCUUUCUCCCUUCUUCCCUUCCCAGGCUGAACUAGCGCUGCCCCCACCCGAGACACUCCCGAGUGGUGCCCGCCAGGACCCAGCCGGGCUCGCCGGGCCCAGACCCACCGUGCCAGGGGAGCGGCGAAGGUCACACUCGGGAACGGGGACGGGUCCGCUGCCGCCGCGGGGCGCGCCGGGAAAGGACGCGCGGCGGGCGGGGGCGGCAGCGCCCCCUACGGCCGUGGAGGACCGGAGCGGCCUCACACCGCGGCGGUGCCAGCCCCGCUGCCCUCGGAUUCACGGAAUAGGUCAGGCGGGAAGGGACCGCAGCGAACACCUGGAACAACCUCCCUGA